AUGAGAAUCAAAAAGAAGAACACCAGAGGUAACGCUAGAAACUUCAUCACCAGAUCUCAAGCUGUGAGAAAAUUGCAAGUUUCUCUUGCUGAUUUCAGAAGAUUAUGUAUUUUCAAAGGUAUCUACCCAAGAGAACCAAGAAAUAAAAAGAAGGCAAACAAGGGUUCCACCGCUCCAACAACUUUCUACUAUGCUAAGGAUAUUCAAUACCUGAUGCAUGAGCCCGUCUUGGCUAAAUUUAGAGAGCACAAAACUUUUGCAAGGAAAUUAACAAGAGCCUUAGGUAGAGGUGAAGUUUCUUCUGCUAAAAGAUUAGAAGAAAACAGAGACACCUACACUCUAGAUCAUAUUAUCAAGGAACGUUACCCAAGUUUCCCAGACGCUCUGAGGGAUAUUGAUGAUGCUUUGAAUAUGUUAUUCCUUUUCUCUAAUUUGCCCUCCACGAAUCAAGUUUCAUCGAAUAUUGUCAGCGAUGCUCAAAAACUUUGUAAUCAAUGGUUGGCAUAUGUCGCUAAAGAACGUUUGGUUCGUAAAGUGUUCGUAUCGAUCAAGGGUGUCUACUAUCAAGCUAAUAUCAAAGGUGAAGAAGUUAGAUGGUUAGUUCCAUUCAAGUUCCCAGAAAAUAUUCCAAGCGAUGUCGACUUUAGAAUUAUGUUGACCUUCUUAGAAUUUUAUUCAACUUUAUUGCAUUUCGUUCUGUACAAACUAUACACCGAUAGUGGGUUGAUUUAUCCACCAAAAUUGGAUCUUGAAAAGGAUAAAAUUAUAAGUGGUUUGUCAUCAUACAUCCUCGAAUCUAGACAAGAAGACAAUUUGCUACAACAUGAACCAGCCGAAAUUAAAGAAGACGCACAAGUUGAAACUUUGGAUGCAUCGACCUUAAAGUCUGCUUUAAAUGCCGAUAAAGCAAAACUUGAAGAAACAAGCAAAGAAGAACAAGAGCAAGAACAAGAACAAGAACAAAAUGAGGAAACAGAACUAGACACAUUCGAAGACAAUAACAAGAAUAAGGGUGACAUUUUAAUACAACCAACGAAGUAUGAUUCCCCAGUUGCUGCUUUAUACUCCGAUUUUGUUUUCUAUAUYGGCAGAGAAGUCCCAAUCGAUAUUCUUGAAUUUUUAAUUCUAUCAUGUGGUGGUAAUGUCAUCAGUGAAGCCGCUUUAGAUCAAAUUGAGGGCAAAAAAGAUAUUGACAUGUCUAAGAUUACCCAUCAAAUUGUUGACAGACCAGUAUUGAAAAAUAAGGUUGCUGGUAGAACAUAUAUUCAGCCGCAAUGGGUCUUUGAUUGUAUCAAUAAGGGUGAGUUGGUUCCUGCCAACAAGUAUCUUCCAGGUGAAACACUUCCACCUCAUUUGAGUCCAUGGGGUGAUGCUAUCGGUUAUGAUCCAACUGCUCCUGUGGAAGAAGGCGAAGAAAGCGAAAGUGAGAGUGAAGCUGAAGUUGAAGAGGAAGACCAAGAAGUCGUUGUUGAAGGUGAAGAAGAAGAAGAAGAAGACGAAGAGUUACAAGCUCAAAAGGAGUUGGAAUUGGAAGCACAAGGUGUCAAAUAUUCAGAAGCUCCUGAAGCCAGCAAGGGUGCCAAUAAGCCAAAGAACAAGAAGAGAAAGGUCGACGAAGAAGAAGAAGAAAAGAAGUUGAAGAUGAUUAUGAUGAGUAACAAACAAAAGAAACUCUACAAAAAGAUGAAAUAUUCCAACUCCAAAAAGGAGGAACAAACUGAAAGUUUGAAAAAGAAAAAGAAGCAAAUUGCCAAGCAAAAGGCUAAAUUGGGUAAACUUAACUCCAAAAAAUAA
Messenger RNA from Saccharomyces eubayanus, 1794 nucleotides. It is a transcript of the gene NOP7, whose product is annotated as mRNA-binding ribosome synthesis protein NOP7. The record is from RefSeq and is a predicted model, not a curated record. Gene Ontology annotation, biological process: ribosome biogenesis; maturation of LSU-rRNA from tricistronic rRNA transcript (SSU-rRNA, 5.8S rRNA, LSU-rRNA). Bases 1 to 1794 code for a protein of 597 amino acids. Gene Ontology annotation, cellular component: nucleolus; PeBoW complex. Gene Ontology annotation, molecular function: RNA binding. Lineage: Eukaryota; Fungi; Ascomycota; Saccharomycetes; Saccharomycetales; Saccharomycetaceae. The transcript has a single exon.